GUUCAUUAUCCCGCGGAUCAAACCGCAGGAAUAUCCGCUCUUCAUCCCCAUCAGGAGAAGGAUGCGAUCAGAAAUGUGACGGAUCGAUGGGGGCUGCAGUUUCACAGUUUUCAUUAUUAAUAUUAUUUAAUAUUAUUUAAUAUUCAUCUGUUUCUCCGCAGACAGGUCCGGCCGGUUCGUGUGUCUGUGAAAGAGGAAGGAAGGAAGAGGGUGGGCUUCUCGUCAGGAAAGCGGAGAGAGAGGAGAGGAGAGAGGAGUUGGGAGUUUUUAAGCAUCUGGAAAUCUGGCAGGACUCGCUGACAGAACGGAGGAAGAGGAGAAGAGUUGGCGCGAAAAGAACAGAAAAAGAUAAUUUAAAGAAGAGAGAAGAAGUGGAGGAAAUAAACUAAGGUUUUUUAUUUUUUUCCAGACGGGACGGGACUGCUUGAUUUGAGCYGCGGGAAUGUUACCGGUGAUUCUGACGGUUUACCUCAACGAUGCCCAGCAGAUGCUAACCGAGGUCCCGGUGACCCCGGCGACCAGAGUGGUGGAUGUGGUGGAGUACUGCAAAGAGGCCGGCGAGGGGGAGUGUCACCUGGCGGAAGUAUGGAACGGACAUGAGCGGGCCCUCCCUCAGGAGGUGCUGCUGUUGGAUCUCCUGCAGCAGUGGGGAGCCAGGAGGCCGGAGGUCAGCUUCUACCUCAGACACUGCCCKCCCUGGACACCAGGAAAUCAGCAGCUUUCAGAGCAGAGCUGGACUACAGAGGCAGCAGAGAGCGGCACAGAUAAGGUUCCUCGAGUGGAGCUGACCCUCUCUGAGCUCCAGGAAAUGGCCACAAGACAACAGCAACAAAUAGAAGCUCAGCAGCAGAUGUUGAUUGCUAAGGAGCAGAGACUGAGGUACCUUCAGCAAGGAGGCAGGUCGAACCAAGGACAGACUCAGUCUGAAGCUGAGAAGUUGCAGCGGCUCAAAGAGCGCGUGGAGACACAGGAGGCCAAGCUGAAGAAGAUCAGAGCCAUGAGGGGCCAGGUGGACUACAGCAAACUGAUCAACGGGAACCUCUCUGCAGAGAUCGACCACAUGAGCAACCUGUUUCAGGAGAAGCAGGCGGAGCUGCAGUCUGCCGUGAUCAGGGUCGACCAGCUGACUCAACAGUUAGAGGAUCUGAGGCGAGGGCGCCUUCAGCUGCCCUCCGGGACCCUGCCUCAGGGGGCUCCUACCGGCCACAGAGCAUCCCCGCUGUCCGGCCCUGCAGCCGUGGAGCUGAGGAAACUCUACCAGGAGCUGCAGGCUCGUAACCGUCACAAUCUGGAGCAGAGCAGCAAGUUGGCCCAGAACAAGGAGCUGCUGAACAAGAGGAACGCCCAGGUGACCGUGAUGGACCAACGCAUCUGUGACCUGAGAGAGCGCCUGCACAAGAAGAGGGCAGAACUGAGUCGGAUGAACGGUGGAGCCCCCUCCUCCCCUCAGACAUCUCCCCACUCAGGCGGGGGGGUUUCAGGUCGGGUGGCGGCCGUCUGRCCCUACAUCCAGGUUCCAUCGGACGGGAGAGCGGACCCUGGGUACCCCCUGCCUGCUGACCCACCACCCAAACCCACUCCACUCAACCACAUUCGCUCCCUCUCAGAGGAGGACAGGACUGGCACCAGGAAGCCUCCCGGCCAGUGGAGAGUUUCAGAUUUAGACAUCGUCCUGUCAGAGCCCACUGAGACGUGGGAGGGAUCUGGAUCCCCUCAAGGAGGGGACGGUAACAACCCAAAUGAAGCAUCAUGGCCGAACAUCAGUAAAAGCGGACCAGAUUGGAGGACCUGCAGUCCAGAACAGCUUCCCUCUGGUUAUGGGACGUACCCCAGCGCCUCCCAUCAGGCAGCGGGGCAUCACUGCGCCACCAGCUCUCUGCCGCGUUCUGCCCCCGGUACACUGGGCUGGCCCAGAUCCACCCCGACUUCUUCAACCCCUUCCUCCUCCCCGCAGCAAAUCCAGCAGCGUAUCUCCGUCCCUCCUAAUCCAAACCAAAGUUCUGCCACCUCCACGCACUCCCCUCAAACCGAGCGCACUGACCCCCCUCCAGCUGUGGCCGUGCGCCCCUACGUCCCGGACCACCCCUCCAGGCCGCAGUCCCCCAGGAAGGGCCCCCCCACCAUGAACAGCAGCUCCAUCUACAGCAUGUACCUCCAGCAGCCUCAGGCCAAAAACUACGGCUCUCUGAGCAACAGAACGGCCGUCAAAGCAGUCUACGGUAAACCCAUCCUCCCCACCUCCUCGUCGUCUCCGUCCCCCGUCCCUUUCCUCCAGGGAGGAGGAGGAGGAGUGAAGGCGGCAGGCGAGGAAGGUAAAGAUAAAGGAGGAGGAAACGGCGAUGGACAAGCUCCUCCUCCGCCUAACGUGGACAACAUCCCCCGUCCCCUCAGUCCUACCAAGCUCACACCGAUGGCUCACUCUCAGUUACGAUACCAGAGCGAUGCGGACCUGGAGGUUCUGCGCCGGCGCCUCAGCAACGCUCCCCGGCCCCUAAAGAAACGCAGCUCAAUCACUGAACCRGAGUGUCCAACGGGGCCAAACAUCCAGAAGCUUCUCUAUCAAAGGUUCAACACGUUGGCAGGAGGUAUGGAGGGCGGCUCAGGUAACCCUUUCUACCAACCUGACUGCCUAUUGGGAGACAUGGACAGCAUCGGCUCAGCCAAUGGGAAUGUUGAGUCCGGCGAUAAGAAGGUCGUCGCAGCGGCGACGGAGGCUGAAGACCCCCGCCGCUCGUCUCCCCCCUCAGUUACCYCAGAAAAGUCUGAAGAAAAACCYMCAUCAGCAGAGAGUAAAAACACUGRGUCCCCYUCAGCCCAGCCCAGUCCUGUUCCUGCACCGGAGAGGCCCGAGGACCACAACAAUAACAACCAGAGAGGAACAAGCCCCGCCCAGAACUCAGCAGGCCACGCCUCUCCAGCACUUUCUYCCCCGCCUCCACCGCCUAAGGUGAAGAGAAGCAACCUGAAGAAGCCGUCAUCAGAGCGAACCGGACACGGCCUGAGAGUCAAGUUCAACCCUCUGGCUCUGCUGCUGGACGCGUCUCUGGAAGGAGAGUUUGAUCUGGUGCAGAGGAUCAUAUAUGAGGUGAAAAACCCCAGCAUGCCCAACGACGAAGGCAUCACUCCUCUUCAUAACGCUGUCUGCGCCGGUCAUCACCACAUCGUGAAGUUCCUGCUGGACUUUGGAGUUAAUGUAAACGCAGCCGACAGCGACGGAUGGACUCCUCUUCACUGCGCGGCUUCGUGCAACAGCGUCCACCUCUGCAAGAUGCUGGUCGAGUCCGGGGCGGCCAUUUUUGCCACAACGAUCAGCGACGUGGAAACUGCGGCAGACAAAUGCGAGGAAAUGGAGGAAGGUUACACGCAGUGUUCKCAGUUCCUCUACGGCGUUCAGGAAAAGUUGGGCGUGAUGAAUAAAGGUUUGGUCUACGCGCUGUGGGACUACGCCGCCCAGCGGCCCGACGAGCUCUCCUUCAGCGAGGGCGACGCCGUCACCGUGCUGCGUCGCCAUGACGACACCGAGACGGAGUGGUGGUGGGCGAGGCUGAACGACCGCGAGGGAUACGUUCCCAGGAACCUGCUGGGGCUGUAUCCAAGGAUCAAACCCAGACAACGCUCUCUGGCAUGAAGCCCGGAUUGGAACGGUGCAGGAGGAGGAAGAGGAGGAGGAGGAGAGGAAAGGGUGGAGGCCGAGAAACUGUAAAAAAAAAAGAGAGAGGCUACUUUUCAGUUUGUCCGGAUUCAGCAGACAAACAUCUCCACCUGCCCGAAUCUUCAUAAAAACAUUUUAACAGCUCAAAAACUUCACAAGCAGCAUGAGCAGCGCUGCAUAAACUGUCAAAAAAGAAACAUUUUAGAUGUAGCUUCAAGCUUCAGUGAUGUGGGGAAAAAAAGUCGCCUUUACAGUUUUACAGACCAAUAAAUGUUACCUUGUCUUUGUUUGGUUUUCAUUAACAGAAGAAAACUGAAGUUUACCAAUAAGAUCAAGCGAAAGUGAGAAAGAGAAGGGAAAGUGAAGAUGGAGAGAGGAAAGUCGGAGGCACCGGAGAAGUGAAAACACCAAACCGACGUGUGGUUUCUGAGGCCACAAGACUUGGUGUCAGAUCUGAGGAAUAUUACGUCUCUGGUUUCACACCCCGAUAUAUAAAAAAAAAAAAAAAAACAGAAACCCGGGAAUUGUUUCCAGACGACUCAGUUCAAGCUGACGUGUCAACAUGUGUUCACUGCUGGUAAAACAGGAGAAAGGAGCAGAAGAGGAAGUGUGUAUGCAUGUGUGGAGAAAAGGCUUUUAGAUGACGUUCAGACUGAAGAAACCAUAAAACUUUGUUCCCAUUCAGCUAAAAGCUCCGUGUUUAAAAUUUGAAUCUGCUGUUAAUGAGAGCUAAUUAAACUGUUUUCAUUUCCUUAUUAUUAUUUAUAACAAAUGAUUUUCCAUGAUUGUUAUUCUUUUGUUUCUCUGUCAGUGCUGAUGUGACUCACUGCUGCCAUCUAGUGUACAGAUAAGAUAUGAGACAAGUUGUGUUUGAUAUGAGGGCCAGUACACAUUACUCUGUGUAUAUGAAACCUGUAACUAUUAAUGUACAAUGAAAUAAUAAUAAAAGUAUUAUCCUUAAGAGGAA
Messenger RNA from Austrofundulus limnaeus, 4619 nucleotides. RefSeq names its product apoptosis-stimulating of p53 protein 1. The transcript is spliced from 24 exons. Gene Ontology annotation, cellular component: nucleus. Gene Ontology annotation, biological process: regulation of apoptotic process. Bases 443 to 3628 code for a protein of 1061 amino acids. The record is from RefSeq and is a predicted model, not a curated record. Gene Ontology annotation, molecular function: p53 binding. Lineage: Eukaryota; Metazoa; Chordata; Actinopteri; Cyprinodontiformes; Rivulidae.